This is a messenger RNA of Etheostoma spectabile (orangethroat darter), 2548 nucleotides long. It is a transcript of the gene acbd4, whose product is annotated as acyl-CoA binding domain containing 4. Gene Ontology annotation, biological process: fatty acid metabolic process; pexophagy. NCBI's taxonomy places the organism in Eukaryota, Metazoa, Chordata, Actinopteri, Perciformes, Percidae. Gene Ontology annotation, cellular component: cytoplasm. The record is from RefSeq and is a predicted model, not a curated record. The transcript has 11 exons. Gene Ontology annotation, molecular function: fatty-acyl-CoA binding. Bases 320 to 1603 code for a protein of 427 amino acids.
CACGGAAGUCGUCUCCAUAAAGCAACUACAUCCAGUGGCCGCUGAUGAUUGGUCUGCUCUGUCCAGGUCCACGGUCCCAGCCACAGGCAGGUGGUGGCGUAAUUAAACUUUAGCGUCAAAGAAAGUAACGCUAAACGCACAAAUAGCCGUAACCACAAUUCCCAACGGGUUCAGGGGGCGUUUCCGUUGAUUUGUAGUCUCUAACGGAGACCAACUCGCUUGUGGACAUCGUGCAGGUGAUGAUGGCAAGUGGCAGGACACACAGCAAGUGAGCUGUGUUUCCGGUUGCACUCAUCCCUCCAGCGAGACCGAACAAGCCAUGCCGGUCCUGGCUAUGGCAGAGCCGGUGCUGGACCACCAGAAACGCUUUCAGGCUGCCGUGGAUGUGAUCCAUAACCUCCCCAAAAAUGGUUCGUACCAGCCGUCCUAUGACGUCAUGCUGCGUUUCUACAGUCUGUACAAGCAGGCGGUGUGUGGACCCUGUACGGUGUCUCGACCUGGCUUCUGGGACCCAGUGGGCCGCUACAAAUGGGAUGCCUGGAGACGCCUGGGAGAGAUGAGCAGAGAGAGAGCCAUGGCAGCAUACGUGGACGAGAUGAAGAAUGUAGCACAGGAGGUCAUCGACAGCAUACCCAUGACUGAGAAGACGGCCUCGCUCUUCCACCACUUCGAGCCUCUCUACCUGGUGAUUGACGACAUGCCGCGGCCUCCGGAGUCCCUGCUCACACUCAGAGAAGGUCUGAAAGGCAGUGAGCAUGCUGACAGGCCGACAGAGAUCAAGGAUGAAGAGCCUGGUGGCCCUGAGGAAGAUUCUUCUCUUCCAGACGGGUCCGACCCAGAUCCCGGGUUUAGCCUGUCUGAGGUCAUCGACCUCACUGGCAACACCAUCUCCAAUGACUCUGGUGUGUGUGAGGGUUUGGUGUUGACCAGCGACUCUGAGAGCGAGAUCUUCUGUGACUCGGUGGAUACGGUGGAGCAACUGGACGACAUCACGGUUCCAGUUCCAGUCAAGACCAAUGGUUUUCACAACGGCCAUGAGUCGCUGGAGUCCUCUCCUGUCCGCAGCCUUCAGCUGGAGGGGGGUCUGGAAGCCCGACAGGUCGGGGCCGGGCAAGGUGGAGAGGGGGCCGAGGAUGGGAAGGGUCCGGGUCCCAACAGGAGGAGUCGGGCCUCCGGCCGGGAAGGUUCCUCCCACAACUGGAGAGAGCGCGGCGUUCCUCAGGGCGGUCCUCGUUGGGGGCCCCCGGGCGGGGGGGAGGGGGCCGGCCGAGGCGGAGGCGACGGAUCGGAGGGGGGGGCUGACAGGCUGCAGGACGCCCAGCUCCAGCAGCAGAUCAUGCUGGCCCUGCGGAGGCUCCGGGACGACAUGAGGAGUGUGAUGGAGCGGCUGGAGGUGGUGGAGAGGCUCGCUGCCACACACGCCCAGAGUUCAGAGUGGAGACCGUGUCUACAGUGUUCCGCCUCAAAAGAGCAGGAGGAGAAGUGGUGGCUGUUUGACGUGUCGGGUCAGACCGUCGUCCUCUUCCUGGUCUGGCCGUUUGUUGCCCAGGGUCUGGUCUACCUGCUGAGGAGAGCGCAGAGGAAAGGUCGCAUAUCUUCAUGAAGUAAGAUGCUGACGACAUCAACCACUCGCCUACAGUAAUCCAUCGGCGCAAGAAGUUUAAAUUGUACAGCAGAAGAGAUUGAAUCAGAUAUGAAUGCAUCAUUCUGUGCACUGAAAAGGAGGAAGAGGCGUUUGCUGACUUGCGGUCUGCUCGGAGAGCGACGUAUCUGGUUGAAUUGUACACCUCAGAAUCCAGAAAUCCUCUCUUACUCACUACAGCACAUCAUCUAUAUUUAAAUUAUUCCAGUGUAAUAAGCUGGCAUGUGUUCAGCAGUAGGAAGCCUAUAAUGAACGUGAUAUUGUCUCUAUUGAUCUGAUCAUGAGCCCGGGAUGCUGAUUAAGCCUGAAUAAAGACUUGGAUUUUAUUAAUAUAUUACUCCGUUUAAUGAAACAUGUUGUACAUUUGACAUAUUCUGUGUACUUUGGGGUUUUGCUACCAUAACAUCAAUGUAUUUUGUAAUAUUCAUAAUAUUAUCAAAAUUGCACAAUGCAGCCCAAGUAUCAGCUUUCAGAUGGAAGAAGUCGAUGUACAGGUGUCUUGCUUAUAAAUCAUGUAGUUGUAAUAAUGUCAACGUUAGUAAUGUCACCGUCUCUCUGGUAUGGGAAGGGACCACUAUCACUAUCGCUACACUUGUUAUUCAGUUCUAAUCUUUCAGAUCAGAUUCUUGACCAGUGUCUCUUACAAUGAAAGUCUUACUUGUACAUUGCUUAAUACUUCUGAACAGUCCCACCUGUCUAAUUAUGUUGCUCAAAUGUCAAUGUUAAUCCGCUGGAGUCGUCUCUUGUGACUCCAGGUGUAAUCACAUGAUAAAAUACACUGCAAUGACAAGUUUGAUUUAGACUGUCACCAAAUGAUGGAAGAGCUGUAUCAAAACUGCCCUGCAAUGUAACAGUCACGUAUAAUGAAGGCAUGAGCUCAAAUUAAAAAUCUAUAUUGAAUAGAAA